AUGGUGCGCGAAAACGGCUGGCCGGAAACUGGAGAAACGGCGCUGCGCUCCUCGAUUCCAUCGCAAGUCGCCGAGUUGGGCAAGGAAUGCCCGCUGAGACGCGCGCUUUUGUUGAGACAUGUCGGCAAUUAUACGUUUGCGACGAAAGAUCCGCAGACGGAGCGUGAUACUUCAGUCCAAGCGCGAUUCCAGAGGAUGAGAGAAGAAUAUGAUGUGGUUGGAAUGAGGCGGUCGGUUGAAGCGGUCAUUGUUGUCCAUGAACACUCGCUACCGCACAUUCUACUCCUGCAGAUCGGCACAUCCUUCUAUAAACUGCCUGGCGGAGAGCUGGAGCAAGGCGAAGACGAGCGCAAGGGAUUGUCUCGCCUUUUGGACGAGGCGCUCGGAAACCCUGAGGGUGAUAAGACUGAAUGGAAGAUCGAGGACGAGAUCAGCAACUGGUGGAGGCCGAAUUUUGACCCACCUCGGUACCCAUACAUCCCUGCUCAUUGCACGAAACCAAAGGAGCAGAUCAAGUUGCUCCUCGUUCAGUUGCCAGAAAAAGCCACCUUUUCCGUGCCGAGGAACUAUAAACUGAUCGCGGUGCCGCUUUACGAGCUCUACGACAAUUCUACAUGCUACGGGCCACUUAUAUCUAGUCUACCCACAACCCUUUCCAGGUUCAACUUUGUCUACUCUUCA
Molecule: messenger RNA, 681 nt
Organism: Mesorhabditis spiculigera
Lineage: Eukaryota; Metazoa; Nematoda; Chromadorea; Rhabditida; Rhabditidae
Source: the annotation of a GenBank genome assembly